Acanthamoeba castellanii str. Neff is the source of this 1443-nucleotide messenger RNA. RefSeq lists its product as uncharacterized. Gene Ontology annotation, cellular component: plasma membrane. Gene Ontology annotation, biological process: positive regulation of GTPase activity; Ras protein signal transduction. Bases 1 to 1443 code for a protein of 480 amino acids. Gene Ontology annotation, molecular function: guanyl-nucleotide exchange factor activity. The transcript has 9 exons. NCBI's taxonomy places the organism in Eukaryota, Discosea, Longamoebia, Acanthamoebidae. The record is from RefSeq and is a predicted model, not a curated record.
AUGGACCCGGAGGACGAAGACGUUCUGUACGAAGAGGAGAACAGCCUGCGGGCCAUACUGAACGGAGGCACCCUGGGCGGGCCGCGCAGGAUCAAGGCCGCCACCCUACCCAAGCUCGUAGACCUCAUCGCCGCCAAACACCCCGCUGCGCACUUGCCGUUCGAGCAGAUGCUGGUGGACUGCCACUCGCUCUACUGCUCCUCGACCCAGUUCAUCAACGUCAUCAUCGCCAAGUAUGAACGCGUGAAGGAUGACGAAGAGCAGUCGCAGGCGAAGAUCAAAACAUUGAGACUCUUGCGGAUGCUGCUGGCCGAGCUUCUGCUUAACAACCCGGAAAGCAAAGCUGUCGAAACAAUCAGACUCUUCGCGCAGGCGCAGGAAGCGCAGUUUGGCUCCGAUAUUCUGGAGACGAUCGCGCAGGCGCGCAGCAAGGAGGCGCCCAAGUCGAAGGCCGUGUGGUCCCACAUGGAGGAGGAACCCGACCCUCCCAUCCUCCUCCUCCCACCCGACGCCCAAACCAAGCUGGACGAAGUGGACCCACGGGAGUUGGCCAAGCAGCUGACGCUGCUCCUCGCGAAGGAGUUCGCAAGGCUGCGGCCCCGGGAAUACGCCCACUUCCUCCGCACGAAGGCGAGCCUGUUCGACCUCAUCUACAACCACAAGCUGAACGACGCGCAGGUCAAACGCAAGAUGGACCACCUCGCCGCCAUCAUCUCCCGCUUCUGCGGCCUCGUCCACUGGCUACGACGCGAGAUCAACGCGUCCGUUGGUCCCCGACGCGCCAAGACCCUAAACUACAUCUUCCGUUUCGCUUGGGAGCUGUUUCGUAUGCGGAACCUGCACGCCCUGGGCGCCGUGGUACUGGUGCUCUCGCCUCACUUCGAUGACCUGCAGCAGAUGUUGUCUCCAUCGGAUGUAAACAAGUUGACCGAGCUGGCGCUGCUGUUCCACUCGUCGGAGACCGAGACGCUGGACGGCGGCGGCUUCGAGUUCAGUCACAGCACCAAGCGCGGGCGGGACCUCCUCUACCAGACGCACUCGGCCUGCCUGCCCUUCCUGGGCACCUACCUCCACGGCAUGCAGAUCAUCAACGCCACCGAGGCCGCCUUCGACGACGACCAGCUGGCCUUCCUCAAGACCAAAAACAUGCUCAACCUCCAGAAGAUGGAGCGCCUCAGCUUGGUGCUGAAGCUCCUACAGCAGUUUCAGGACAGGUGGUACGGCUACGAGCGGGUGGAGACGAUUCGGGACUACCUCAAGCGGGGCAUCGACCAGGGCCUGCGGUCGAUGCAGCUGCGGCCGCUGGGGCACCUGUGCCGCGAGACGGUAUGGCGGCACAAGGUGGACUGGCGGCGUCACAAGCUGCCCUGCGAACUGAACGAGUUUCUCGCCCAGCACCAAGUGCGCCUGGGCGACGUGCUCUCUGUCCUCAGUAGCCUCUGA